Messenger RNA from Zasmidium cellare ATCC 36951, 912 nucleotides. RefSeq lists its product as uncharacterized. The coding region runs from base 1 to 912 and encodes 303 amino acids. NCBI's taxonomy places the organism in Eukaryota, Fungi, Ascomycota, Dothideomycetes, Mycosphaerellales, Mycosphaerellaceae. The transcript has a single exon. The record is from RefSeq and is a predicted model, not a curated record. Gene Ontology annotation, molecular function: hydrolase activity.
AUGGCCGAUUCUACAGCUCUAGUACCAACAAAUGCGUGGGAAACGCACAUCCACGUUUUCGAGCCAGAGAAGUUCCCAUUUUCGCCUACUCGAGCCUACACCCCGGCGACUGCCACUCUCAAGCAAUACUCAGCAUCAGCGACUGGAUGCACCAACAUUGUCAUUGUUCACGCCACCGUUCAGGGCCUCGAUCCGGCACCAGUUCUUGAUGUACUGGCUGCGAAGUCCGUGCAAGGAGAGCCACAAGGCUUGCGAAGAGGACUUGUGGUGCUUGAUCUGAAGAAGCAUACGGACGAAGACCUAGACAAGCUCCACGCAGCGGGAGUUCGCGGCAUCCGCAUGCAUAUGGUGUCCUGGGGUUUCGGCGCUCAGCCGACGGACUCUGAAGUGGCUGAAAGGCUCCGAUAUGCCGCUGGACGUCUCAACCGUUUGAACUGGGUCGUCGACGUAUACGUUCACCCCAAGACAUGGCUCGCUCUGGCGCCUACCAUUGAAGACCUGCCGCCUUCCACUAGAAUCGUCGCAGACCAUUGGGCUUGUCUUCGACCUGGCGAUGAAGAGUCGGCGGAAUGCCAGGCGAUUCUUCAUCUACUGCGCAGCAAACGCAUCUUCGUAAAGUUGUCCUCGACAGAGCGACAAAGUUCGAAACCAGAAAGCAUAGAAUCUACGAGGCACCUGACCAAGCUUCUCGCCGAAGCUGGGCCCGACAGGCUCCUCUAUGGCUCUGACUGGCCGCAUACAGCGUUGCCGGGACCACGCCUAAGCAAGACUCACGAACAGCGGCUGACAGAUGUGGAGGAGUUCCGCAAGGUGGAUCUCGCCUCUCAUAUCCGUCAUCUUCGAGAAUGGAUCCAGGAUGAGCAGGUGUGGCAGGAUCUAUGGGUUAACACUCCACGUAGACUGUUUGAAUGA